Plasmodium knowlesi strain H is the source of this 576-nucleotide messenger RNA. RefSeq names its product raf kinase inhibitor, putative. The transcript has a single exon. NCBI's taxonomy places the organism in Eukaryota, Apicomplexa, Aconoidasida, Haemosporida, Plasmodiidae. The coding region runs from base 1 to 576 and encodes 191 amino acids. The record is from RefSeq and is a predicted model, not a curated record.
AUGGGAAUGCCGCCCACCAUAGAGGAACUGAAAAGGGAAAAAAUUAUCCCUCAUGUCUUUCCGGACGAAAAUGUAAACUUGACUGUAGACAUGUACAUAAGUUUUAAAUCAGGAAAGGAAGUAAAUCAUGGGAAUAUAUUAGAUUUGGCUGGGACAGGAAGUGUUCCUAGGAAUAUAAAAUUUUCAGAAGCACCCCCAGAUGAUUAUUGCUAUAUUUUGUUCAUGAUCGAUCCUGAUUUCCCUUCUAGAAGAAGACCCGAUGGAAGAGAUUAUGUUCAUUGGGCUGUGUCCGGGAUCAAAUCCAAGGAGCUAAUAAAGGGGACGGAUAAAAACUGUAUUACCUUAUUGCCCUAUGUAGGUCCUUCCAUUAAGAAAGGAACCGGGUUGCACAGAAUUUCUUUUAUUCUUUCGUUAAUGAAGGAAGAAAACAAGGGCAACAUUAACGGGGUGCCUCUUUACCGAGGCGAAAAUUACAUUACCAGAGUUAAGUUUAACAACUUCCAGACUGCUUAUAACGUUAUACAAAUGAAUGAAAUGAAAAUUGUGGGUUUUAACUGGUGCCAGAUAGAGGCAUAA